Messenger RNA from Ipomoea nil (Japanese morning glory), 566 nucleotides. RefSeq names its product armadillo repeat-containing protein 8-like. The transcript is spliced from 2 exons. Gene Ontology annotation, cellular component: GID complex. Lineage: Eukaryota; Viridiplantae; Streptophyta; Magnoliopsida; Solanales; Convolvulaceae. Bases 57 to 566 code for a protein of 169 amino acids. The record is from RefSeq and is a predicted model, not a curated record. Gene Ontology annotation, biological process: proteasome-mediated ubiquitin-dependent protein catabolic process.
AUUCCCUUUUCCUCUCAUUGGCGCAUGAACUCCAUCUCGAUUCGCUCCCGACCGCCAUGCCGACGUCAGCCUCACCGACGCCGCAUCAUUACAGCCGCACCGAGGACCUGAUCGGGCGGCUGAGCUCCACCAGCCCCGAGAUUCAGCUCAAGGCGCUCCGGGAGGUUAAGAACCAGAUAAUCGGGAAUCGAACUAAGAAGCUCUCGUUCCUCAAGCUCGGUGCCGUCCCCGCCGUAGUUUCGGUUCUUUCCUCUGUCACGUCCGCUCAGGUCGGCGGAGAAAUCCACGAUUCGCUCGUAAUUCAGUCCGCUACUGCGAUUGGGAGCUUUUCAUGCGGUUUUGAUGCGGGAGUUAAGGCGGUUCUCGAGGCCGGAGCUUUUCCCCUCCUUCUCUGCUUAAUUUAUCAUUCCAACGACAAGGUUGUGGAUGCUGGUGCACGGUCACUCAAGUUGAUUUAUCAGUCAAGACUGGCUCCAAAAUAUGAUUUUAUUCAAGUGGAAAAUGUGGAAUUUAUCCUUUUUCUAUUGAGCAGUGAGAAUGAAAAUGUUUCUGGACUUGGAAUUUGA